Messenger RNA from Neurospora tetraspora, 564 nucleotides. RefSeq lists its product as uncharacterized. The record is from RefSeq and is a predicted model, not a curated record. Bases 108 to 491 code for a protein of 127 amino acids. The transcript has a single exon. NCBI's taxonomy places the organism in Eukaryota, Fungi, Ascomycota, Sordariomycetes, Sordariales, Sordariaceae.
UUUUUUUUUUUUUUUGGGGGGGGGGGCGAGGAGCUCCGCGGGAGCUUCGGGUAGAGUACCUCGUGGGCCAGCCCCUGAGGACGUGGGGAUAAGAAAGGAGAGGACUGAUGGGUCAGAGACAGAGCCACGCCUCCAGGGGCUCUCGGGAAUCGAGGGCUCAGAGUUUGUCUUCUGAUCUACUACGAUCAAAUCAGUGCUUCUAUUGUCAAAUUUCAGGCCGAGCUGAGCCGAUGCCCAGAACAACAUGGCAUGGCAUUUGGCUUUUUGCACUAUUUCUCAUUUGGUCCGGAGGAGAUGGAAGGACACACAGCGUUGGUGAAAAAAAAACGACCAAACACUAUAGCAUACUCAUAUCUCUUUUGCUUUUUCACUGGGUUUCAUUUGGUGUUCGGGGCCUUUCAGGAGAAGGCAGGAAGGAGUCUUUGACAUUUACAAACAUCACACGGUCGUUUAUAUACCAUGUUGACUUCCAAAACCGGGAGGAAACAUAGCGCAUGGAGAGGGAUUCUAGUCUACUUCUAGGAUGAUUAAUCGCAUUACGCAGAUAACAGUAAUUGGUGAAUA